GCACAUCGCGCGGCCCGGUGUUAUUGUGACGUCAACAGAGCACCAAAAAAUAUUUGAAUCUCAAAUAUAUAAACAAGAAAACACGUUUACUAUGUUGGCUUUCAAAGCAUUGCAAACUUUAGGUUCAGUAGUUCUUUUAUUCUUUUCUUGUCGCUGUGACCAAAUAUAUAACAAUGUGUAUAAAUGGCCAAGCAUCGGUAUUUCAGUGCUCGUUCGAAAUAAAGCUCACACGUUGCCCUAUUUCUUGACUUGUUUACAUAAUUUAGAUUAUCCCAAGGAUCGACUAUAUCUCUGGAUAUACAGUGAUUUUAAUGAAGACAAUACUAUAGAAAUAUUAGAAAAAUGGGUUAAAAAACAUGCUUUGGAGUAUAAUGGAAUAGUCCUCACAACCAACAGCUCUAGUGGUGCUCUCCAUUCAGAUGAGAAGCAGUCUACACAUUGGAGCCCUGAACAUUUCAGGCAUGUCAUUAAAUUAAGGGAAGAGGCUCUUGGCUUUGUGCGGAGAUUAUGGGCAGAUUAUAUUUUCAUGUUAGAUGCAGAUGUAUUCCUGACAAACAACGAAACAUUAAAAAUACUAGUAUCAAAGGAAUUGCCGGUGGUUGCACCAAUGCUAAUAUCUGACGGAUUAUAUUCAAACUAUUGGUGUGGGAUGACAGAUAACUACUACUACAAACGCACAGAUGACUACAAGCCUAUUAGGAACCGUGAGAAGUUGGGCUGUUUUGCUGUACCAAUGGUGCAUACUGCAGUUCUUAUAAAUCUUCAGAGGAAAAACUCAGAUUUGCUAACUUAUGAACCCAGUAAAAUACGCGACUACAAUGGGCCUGACGAUGAUAUUAUUGCAUUUGCAAUUAAUGCAAAAAAUAAUGAGAUUCCUUUGCACAUAUGCAAUGACCAUGUGUAUGGAUUUGUGCCAGUACCACUGGAAGACAGCGAUGAUCCAAAGAAUGAUAAAGAGCAACUAUUGAAUAUCAAAUUGGAGGCGAUCAGUCGUCACACACCGAUACCUCUAGACGAUUCACUCGCUGACUUGGUAGAGUACCCCCAGAGGUGGAAAUUUGGUUGCAGUGAAAUAUAUCUGAUCAAUUUGGAGAGGAGACGUGAACGGCUGCACCUGAUGGAGAUGAGCUUCGAAGAACUGGGAAUGGAUGUGCAUCUAGUGAAGGCAUUUGAUGGCAGAAAUUUAGAUAUGAAUAACCUCAGGAAACAUUCCAUAAAUCUGAUGCCCAAUUAUGAAGAUCCUUAUCAUAAAAGGCCCAUGAAAGCUGGUGAGGUGGGCUGUUUCCUGAGCCACUACCAUAUAUGGGAGGAGAUGGUGUCCCGCAACAUUGGCACCGCGCUCGUGCUGGAGGACGAUUGUCGCUUCGUGCCGUACUUCCGCCAUCGGCUGCUGCAACUGUUGCACGAGCUGGAGGAACUGGACUGGGACCUUGUAUACAUAGGACGUAAGAUAUUGUUGGACGACGAAGAGGAGCAGGUGUCCGAGCACACGCGUCGUCCACUGUACUCGUACUGGACCCUCGGCUACUUGUUGAGCAAGCGCGGCGCGGGCAAGUUACUAGCAGCUAAACCACUCGCACGAUUACUGCCCGUCGACGAGUUUCUACCGAUCAUGUUCGAUCAACAUCCCAAUGCAACGUGGAAAGCACAUUUCCCUAAUCGUAACCUGAUAGCUCUGUCAGCAUCCCCGCUACUAGUACACCCGACACAUUACACCGGACAGGAUGGUUACGUGAGCGACACGGAGGACUCGCAUAUAGUACACCCGGACACUGCCCGGACUGAACUGUGAACCGGACACUGUUCGGUCAAAACUGUGAACCGGACACUGUUCGGUCAAAACUGUGAACCGGACACUGUUCGGUUAAACUGUGAACCGGACAUUGUUCGGUCAAAACUAACCGGACACUGUUCGGUCAAAAUGUGAACCGGACACUGUUCGGUCAAACUGUGAACCGGACACUGUUCGGUCAAAACUUUGAACCGGACACUGUUCGGUCAAAACUGUGAACAGGACACUGUUCGGUCAAAACUCUGAACCGGACACUGUUCGGUCAUAACCGGACGCAUGAUAUCCAACGCAAGUUUUGUUUAAAACCAGCGAUAUUAGAAUAUUACACAUGAAUUAAGUAAUACAUUGCUAUAUCAUAUAAUGUGCCAUAAUAUAAGUGAAUAUUUGCCAUAAUUUCUAAGCCAAAUCUUUAUUAUAGUCAUAUCAUAGUGUUAAUUUACUUUAAAUUUUAUAAUACGGAUUUAUUAAGUAAUUGACUGGUAUUUUUUAUAAUUUAACUUGACAAUUAUUUUAAACAGUGUGUUAUAAAAAUUGUCGCUAACAUAUGUGGCCACUAGUAAAAUAAAAAAAUAUAUUUUAAUAUAGUUAUAAUAACAAGAAUAAUAUGCUUGUUCAAAAGACUUCUAUGUUUACUACUAGAUAAGUCCAAUUUGUUCGGAAGAACAGAAUAUUAUUAUUAUUUAUUAGUUUUAUGAGAAUUUUUAGUUUACUUAGUUUGGAGGCCAUCUUGAAUUUAAUAUAAAAUAUUAACUGAAUUACAUAUACCUACAUCUAUUGUAGUCAAAAUUAAAAGUGUGUACCUAUCAUCAAUAUAUCCUAGGAUCAAUUGAUGAACUUUUUUAUUACUAGAUUUAACCUAGUCAAACUACAUACAAUCGUUUAACAAAUUGUGCAAGUAACAUUGUACUGUACGUAACAUUUUAAUGUGCAUUUACUAGUAUUAAUUUUAACAAUCUCAAAUAUAUGUAUUUAGAAUGUCUCGUAUGUCUCAUAUGCCAUUUAUUAUGUUCCUAAUGAUAAAUAAAUUAAUGUUUCAAUUC
Molecule: messenger RNA, 2832 nt
Organism: Diatraea saccharalis (sugarcane borer)
Lineage: Eukaryota; Metazoa; Arthropoda; Insecta; Lepidoptera; Crambidae
Source: the annotation of a GenBank genome assembly